AUGCCAUUCAAUCCAAUUCGGGUCCUCAACCCUGCUCUCCGUUCCGCAGCCACUGCACCGCGCUUUCUUGCCUCUCGUAGCUUCCACACAUCUCUGCCCAGAAUGACUAUCCACAACAUCGAGACCCUCGAUGGCUUCAAGGAGACCAUCGCCAAGAACCCAAUCGUGGUCCUCGACGCUUUUGCAACGUGGUGCGGCCCCUGCAAGGCCAUCGCGCCGCUAGUCGCCAAGUGGUCGGAAUCGCCCGAAUUCAAGGACACUGUCUACUUUGCAAAGUUCGACGUCGACCACCUCCCCGACCUGAGCCAGGAGCUCGGCAUCCGCGCCAUGCCCACCUUCAUCAUCUUCAAGGACGGCGAGAAGGUCGACGAGUUCGUUGGCGCCAACCCCGGCCCCCUGCAGAGCCUCGUCACAAAGUACGCCACCGCCGCCGCCUGA
Molecule: messenger RNA, 438 nt
Organism: Phialemonium atrogriseum
Lineage: Eukaryota; Fungi; Ascomycota; Sordariomycetes; Cephalothecales; Cephalothecaceae
Product: cytoplasmic thioredoxin isoenzyme 2
Exons: 3
Coding region: 1-438 (145 amino acids)
Cellular component (GO): cytosol
Molecular function (GO): protein-disulfide reductase activity
Source: RefSeq, a predicted model, not a curated record